This is a messenger RNA of Cucurbita maxima (winter squash), 1389 nucleotides long. RefSeq lists its product as uncharacterized. Gene Ontology annotation, cellular component: chloroplast. The record is from RefSeq and is a predicted model, not a curated record. Lineage: Eukaryota; Viridiplantae; Streptophyta; Magnoliopsida; Cucurbitales; Cucurbitaceae. The transcript is spliced from 3 exons. Gene Ontology annotation, biological process: N-terminal protein amino acid acetylation. Gene Ontology annotation, molecular function: N-acetyltransferase activity. Bases 333 to 1178 code for a protein of 281 amino acids.
AAACUCUUCAAUGAUGAGAAAGAGUUAUCCACAUCUUCAUUUGACCAAAGAGAGUCGUAGCUUCUUCACAUGGAUGACUGACUAUACCAAGACGUUUCCUACUACAAGCGCCUUCAACUUGGAGUUGGGUGAGCUUCGGUUCUUCUCUUCAUCGGGAUGAACGAUGCUACGGCGACAACCGCCGUUUCUUCCGUCGUUGAUCGCACGCGUGGCGGCUCUAUCGCCGGCUGAUCCUUUGCAUCCUUUACCCAACAAAUCCAAUUCCAAAACAAUCUCCAAUUGCUGAGGAACAGACCAGACUAGCGAAGGAAUUGGAUCGGAUCGCUCUGGAAAUGCGGGCCAUUAACUUAGGGCUCACACUCUCUUCAACUUCUUCUUCUUCUUCUUCUUCGUAUACUUCCCUCGGACCCUCUUCCACCAGAAGCUUCAAUCCAAACACAUCUGCUCUUGGUCAUGGCGUCUCUCUUCGUUCUUUACACAAAUCAGGCCCAGGAGUUUGUAAAGCCAGUCAAGUUUUUGGUCUAUUUCCAACUGUAUCUCCUGAGAUAACAGUUAGAGAAGCAAGAAUAGAGGACUGUUGGGAAGUUGCAGAGACUCAUUGCAGCUCCUUCUUCCCACAAUACUCGUUUCCAUUGGAUUUUGUGGUGAGGAUUGAUAGGCUUGUGGCUAUGUUAUCUGGAUUGUCUGUGCCAAAUGGUUGCAGGAGGAUUUGUUUGGUUGCUGUGAUUGGUGGUUCUGAAAAUGAAACACUCCUAAUUAGACCUGAAGAUUUCAAGCUUGGAAGUUUUGAUGGUAAAGUUAGUCUCAACAAGGGCUAUGUUGCUGGAAUAUUAACCGUCGACACCGUCGCCGAUUUCCUUCCAAGGAAAGGGCCCAUGCGGCAAAGAAGGACAGGGAUCGCAUACGUAUCAAACGUAGCAGUUCGUGAGAAGUUUCGACGCAAGGGAAUAGCAAAAAAGCUAAUACUGAAGGCAGAAGCUGAAGCCAGGAACUGGGGCUGCCGAGCGAUUGCGUUGCAUUGUGAUACGAGCAAUCGCGGGGCUACAAAGCUAUAUAGAGGUCAGGGUUUCAAAAGCAUAAAAGUACCAGAAGGAGCAAACUGGCCAGAGCCAAAGACCUCUCCAGACAUCAAGUACAGCUUCAUGAUGAAGCUUCUGAAGAACACAACCUCAAUUUAGAACUUCAAAGGACAUUUCAACCAUUAUCUGCAGAUUAAAAUAAGGGUGGGAGGGAAUCCUAUAGAAACUAUCAUUCCUGAACAAAGCAGAAAAGGUAGGAUGACUUAGAACAGCUUGUAUAGAUUGAAGAAAGUUUGUAUGAUUAAUUACAUUAUGUGGAAUUCUUCUAUGAACUUCUGAUUCAAAAUAAGCUGAGAAUUUUCUCUAAUAA